AUUUUGCGCUCGGCCCACGACAUAUUACUCUGACCUCUAAUAACGAUGGUUGAUAAGUCGACAGCCUACGAUCCGGAUCAGGACCCUGAAGAACGCCGUGUUGUGCGCAAGGGAUACCGCUCUCUGGCGAAAACUAUUGAAGAACGCCAACUGAAUCUCAAUGAGUACUCCGCAGAAGACUUGACUAAGCAUGUCAGGAAAGCCGAUGAGCUGUUCGACAAGGUCAAGGGGCCGCAGGAAGCGACACUGGACUCCGCGUUCCUACUCAAGGCAUCAAACAUGGGAGCGCAGAAAGCGCGCGCCAUGAAGUCCGGCUCGGGAGGCUUCGACGUCGAUGACUUUGUGUCGAAACUGGCGCGCAUCAUGGGAGGAGGGAGGAUGAGUGUGGAUGAGGAUGGUGCAUCAUCUGAAGAAGAAGGGGAAGUUCCUGCGCUUGACUGGAGUCGGGUUGGGCGGAUGGCGUUGAGCAAGAGUAGACGCGUUCCUGCCAUCGGGUUUAUGCUAGGACCUCUAUCAAUUGAGCAGAAACAGCGCAUAGUGAAACAGCGGGAGAAGGUUGAGAAGGAAGCCGUGCAGGAGCGUAGGCCACAAGAGCUCAAGGAGGAAGACAUCGCAAGAUCGGAGAAUGAGACUACGAAGAACGUCCUCACCCUCGAGACAAUUCUGGGUCAGCUGGAUGGGCCUAUCAAUCUCUUCACAUUCGUGAUCAAUCCGAACAACUUUGCCCAGAGUGUGGAGAACAUCUUCUACCUCUCUUUCUUGAUCAGAGACGGCAAAGUUGCAAUGGAAACGCAGGAGGACGGGACGGUGGUGAUAUGGGCUUGCGAACCGCCGAGCGACGAGGAUUACAGCGCAGGUCUCAAGAAGCGGCAAAUUGUGUUAGAGUUUGACAAGGCAACCUGGCAGCGUGCUAUCGAUGUGUUCAAUAUCACUGAGACCAAGAUUCCCACACGCAAGCCAGCAGAGUCUGGGUGACAAAUGGUAUGGUUGAAAGACGGGCAGAGUCUGUGCUUAUCCUGUAUGUCAUCGGAUAUGAGAGGGACUGACACCAAGAGGAAGCAUCGAGAUGUCCUGCAGUUGGAUCUUUGGCCACGAUGUGGUCUGAAGCUUUACAGGGUUCAGAGUUUGUGCCAUGCAGUCCACAAACAGAACGACUCACGUGAGAAUUGGCUUCUUCCACGGUCAGGAGAUUCAUGUGAUCGACACCCUCCGUAGAAUCCUUUGUUGAAUCAGCUACAAGCCAAGGUUUCGAUGAUACCAACCCACCGAAAACGCGUCCAAGUCUCUGAAUUGCACCCUGAGGUCCAAGGGCAACUGCGAAGGAAGAACUAGCACGUGGAUGGUUGGGGCGUACGGCCUGUCUGCAGCAACGUUUUUGGCAGCAUCCUACAUGAGGUCAGAUCAUAUAGCCCAUGGAAAGCCGUAAGAACAUACCGACGCAACGGACAGGGCAAGACGGAUGUCUUGUCUUUUAGCUCGUGCAUCCCGUGAAACGAGAAUGUAGAACUCGAACAGACAGUCAACCAGAUAAACCGAGGACUGAUUGUCGAAUAAUGAAGCGACGGGGGUGAUCUUCGAGAACGUCAGAGUGUGAUGGAUAGACGCCACGGAUAAACCUACAGGACUCUCUGCCUCAGCAUCAAUGGUCCAGAUCCGAGGAUCACUGCCCGCGACAGUGGGUUUCCAUCUCCAGUAAUCCGCCUGUGCGUAAAGCCGAUCUUCGCCGAGAGCCAUCCAGAACAUGUCAUCGUCAUCGCUCUGCUCUUCCUCGAGAAUGAGGAUCUCGGCUCCGUCGGCCGUGAGGGUUUUUCCGUAUGCUUCAGCGGCCGUGCGUUCCGGAGGAGUCGAUCCCCUGCCAUGCCAGACAUAGACUGUCUCGAGGAUAGACACGCAAUAACUGAAUCCACUGCAGAUAUUGCGGAUGUCGAUGUCGACCUGAUCGAUGAAGAUCCUGCACUAGAUCAGCACCGUGCCAAUUCAAAGAGGGGAGCUUUGUUUGACCCACACUCCAUCCUUGGCUCGGGCGAUAUGCAUCGCAGUGUUCUCCUUGGCCCAAUGCGAUCUGUUCCCCUAGAUCAAAUGGCAGGUUAAGAACUUGCAAGUCCAUGUGGCACAGGCAACUUGCCUGGCGAACGAUGAGCUGACGGCCCAGACACUGCACCAACUCGAGGGGCUCUGCGUUUUGGAAGGUGGGGACCUAGAAGCAGCAUGAACGCCAGUUAUUCCGGAAAGUAGCGAAACCAACCGUGACGGUCCCGUAGCGCUUGGCAAGUUCAGCGAGCUUGCGUUCCUCCGGGCUGCCGAGGAUGCUGUUCUUUCCUUGCCAAGACCAAACCCUCGAUUCAAUCAGCCCGGUGGCACUCGAUUUGCUUCGAUGGAUGAUAGCAAGGACCUCUGUGUCGUAAAAUGUCUGGACGAGCCCAAGUGGAGCUGCCGAGCUACCAGAGAUAGAGAGUACGUCGACUUGGAUCGUUUGGAUCCCAGCAGGCGCUGGAGAAACAUAGUUCCUCAAACAGCUAAUGUCCACGCGAGGCAGUGGUGGAUCCAAAUGUUCUGCAGUUGCGUUAGCGGGCGUUCCCUGAUCGCAGAUCCGACCACUUGCUGAACGACACAUUCGACUCCACUGCACUCAAUUUCUUAGUCACGGCGGAAAGGUCGGCGAGUGCUUCGGCGACGGGCACCUUCCGGGUGAGGGUGGAGUGUGGUGUAGGAUCAGGAGUCGCUUCUUCCUUGAGCGGGGGUAAAAUGGUCGAAUACCUGUCGUAAGAAGAUUUGCGCCUUUCACUAGAUGCAGGCACGGCGACUCUGGCACGUGCAGCUGGCGGCUCAAUAGGUUUCUCUUCAAUGACGUUCUUGGGCUCAGCAAAAGCCUGUGCUACAUCCAUAACAGUCGGCCGGUUGCCUGAGCUAGGGACCCGGCUGUGGAAUGGGGCAGAGUCUGUCGACGCCAAACCCGGAAGAGCCCUAGGAGCAGCCGCUGGGCUUGACUGCGGUGCUGGGCUCUUCGUCGCAAGAAAUGCGCCUGCACCUGCAGUCAUCCCAGGCAAAGCCCGCCGAAUUCCACUUGGAAUCUUCCUUGGUUCUUCGAUCGUCGGAGCUGAGGGCGCGGAAACAGGCUUGUGAGUUAUGAGAACGACUGGUGACUUGUGUUCCUGAGCGUCAGGCUUGGGAGUUCUCAGAACAACUGAUGGCUUGGUUUCCUGGACGUCAGAUGCUUUAGAAGCAGUCGUAUCGGGGGAAACAUCUUUGUUCUUCCGCGGUUUCUUUGCUCUGUCUUUCGUGAG
Molecule: messenger RNA, 3284 nt
Organism: Mycena citricolor
Lineage: Eukaryota; Fungi; Basidiomycota; Agaricomycetes; Agaricales; Mycenaceae
Source: the annotation of a GenBank genome assembly